This is a messenger RNA of Hypanus sabinus (Atlantic stingray), 1444 nucleotides long. Its product is annotated as vesicular inhibitory amino acid transporter. NCBI's taxonomy places the organism in Eukaryota, Metazoa, Chordata, Chondrichthyes, Myliobatiformes, Dasyatidae. Gene Ontology annotation, cellular component: vacuolar membrane. Gene Ontology annotation, molecular function: amino acid transmembrane transporter activity. Gene Ontology annotation, biological process: amino acid transmembrane transport. The transcript has 2 exons. The record is from RefSeq and is a predicted model, not a curated record. Bases 1 to 1404 code for a protein of 467 amino acids.
AUGAUAAACCUCCAGGAUGUGAUCAGCAACCUGCCCGGCAGGAACCGAUACCCAUUUCAUGUUGACGAAGAAAGACUGAGCUUUGCAAAGUUGGACGAACUGAACAGGGACCAAAGUGAAAUCGUUCGGGAGGAAGCGGAGGACCAGGAGCCCUCCGGGGGGCUGGAUUGUGAGCGACGCGUGGCUGGGAUCGGCGACACCCGUCACCUCACCACCUGGGAAGCCGGCUGGAACGUUACCAACGCCAUCCAAGGCAUUUUUGUCUUGGGCUUGCCGUACGCUGUUCUGCAUAGUGGAUAUGUCGGGUUGCUUCUCAUCACGUUAGCUGCUGUCAUUUGCUGCUAUACUGGCAAAAUUCUCAUUGCCUGCCUUUACGAAGAGAACGAAGAGGGACAGAGUGUCAGAAUGAGGACAUCAUAUGAAGACAUUGCCAAUGCCUGCUGCAAGCAACUAUUCCCGAAACUGGGAGGCAAAAUUGUUAAUUUUGCUCAGGUGGCUGAACUAAUUAUGACUUGCAUUCUGUAUUUGGUGGUAAGUGGGAAUCUCAUGGUCCACAGUUUCCCACAAAUCCCAGUGUCAGAGGAAACCUGGUUUGUGAUUGCCAUUGUGAUGUUGGUCCCAUGUAUUUUUAUAGAAAAUCUUCAAAUUGUAUCAAAGCUGAGUCUCCUUUGUUCUGUAGUUCAUCUUGUUGUUCUGUGCAUUGUCAUUACUUACUGCAUGAUGCAAAUGGGAAAAUGGUCCUGGAGAAAGGUGAAAUUUUCAGUGGAUUUUGAGAAGUUUUUGGUUUCUGUGGGGGUGAUUAUUUUCAGCUACACUUCACAGAUUUUCCUGCCCGCUCUGGAAGGCAGCAUGAAAAACAGGGGCAGCUUUGAGUGCAUGUUGAACUGGACACAUAUGGCUGCAUGCGUCUUUAAAACAGUGUUUGCCCUUGUCUCAUUUGUAACCUGGGGCAAUGAAAUGAAGGAAGUAAUCACAGAUAAUUUGCCGUUUAACCUGCGGAUGUUGGUAAAUGUAUGUUUGGUGGCCAAGGCCCUCCUUUCCUAUCCACUGCCCUUUUAUGCAGCUGCUGAAGUUGUACAAAGUAGUAUUUUCAAUCCAAGUUCAAGGGCUGGAAAUUCUCAAGUUUGGCCACUGGUGAUACGAGGCUGUUUAUUGAUGUUAACCCUUCUAUUGGCUGUGCUAAUGCCACAUUUUGCCUUUCUCAUGGGGCUAACGGGCAGUGUUACAGGGGCUGUUAUGACUUUUCUCCUUCCUUCACUUUUUCACCUGAAGCUCCUCUGGGAUAAAUUGGGCAAUCUAGAAAGAUUCUUGGACAUUUCCAUCUUUCUCCUUGGAUCACUAUGCAGCCUUUCUGGGAUCUUCUGUUCAGUGAAGGAGGUGGUUGAUGCUUUCAAAGGCAGCUAAGUCCAAGAUAGCAGCUGCUUGGUGCUGUGUUUCCUACUUA